Molecule: messenger RNA, 1388 nt
Organism: Aspergillus glaucus CBS 516.65
Lineage: Eukaryota; Fungi; Ascomycota; Eurotiomycetes; Eurotiales; Aspergillaceae
Exons: 1
Coding region: 292-951 (219 amino acids)
Source: RefSeq, a predicted model, not a curated record
UUUCUUGCUCUUUUCCCUUCUCUCCCAGUUUCUGUCUUUUAAAUCCUUGAUUUAAAUAUCUAGAUAUAUCAUCCCUCGUUCGACUCUACUCAACAACACUUGUUUACUUUAUUUCUCCCCGCCGCAAUAAUCCGGUUUUCUAUCGCCACCGGUUCAUGACAUCAACCACAUAAGCCUUUUCAUCAUCUUGCACCUAAUUCAGUUUACAAAAAGUGGCCUGCUGUGCAUGUCCGAUCACAAUAACCCACAUUCUCAAAUAAUAUUCUCCCGGAAAAAAUACACACCACAACCAUGGCCAUCACCUCGUUGGACAUGAACCCAAAAUUCUCCGCCAGCAACCCUUCGAUGAAUAAACGAUGGCCUCCGCUGGCUGACAAGACUUCUCUCCCUUACAAACUCACCUCUCUCUCCCGUCAAAAACUCGCUCGUGAGGCUACCGCCCCGAAUCCUGAUAUCCGUCGUUGUCUCGGCCACUUUCGCCUCCACUGCUCGUCCAUGGAAUGGGCGCAGAAGGAUAUGACUACUCGCAUCAACUCGUUUGAGAUGGAGGACGACGACGAGGACGAGGAGGAAGAGGUGCAGCAGCAACAGGAAGAGAAGGAAAUCAAGGAACUUCCGUUGCUAGGAGCCGACCAUGAGGACAAGAACAAGGUCAAGGGUCGCAAGGACGAUGAAGAUGAGGAGGACUCGGACAGGAAGCCAUUGCAUGUUCGGUUUCAGAUCUCCGUGAAGCCUUCGACUACUACUACUACUACUACUACUACUACUGCCACACCUUCACAAUCCUCUUCUCCGUCGCAAUCAUCGACCUCGUCUUCUCCCUCAUCGCCGUCCGAGGCCGAGAACGCAAAGGACGGCCUCUUGGAGAAGGGCAUCAGCUGCAUCCAGAAGACACGGCAGCACUUCUGGUCAAAUCCAGGACAGUGCAUUCCAAUCCGGAUUGCCAAUUGAUCGACUGUUGAUUCUCACCUCCCCUCUCACGUCCAUCACGACACUGGCUACUUCCAACCAGUUAUCUUUCGAGCAUCAAAUCGCAUAUUGGGAAACGGGACAAAAGGCGCAAAUCGGUACGAAAACGAAAACGAUUAUAUCAGUAUAUCUCCUAAUUCGCCUUCGACUUUCGAUAUUACUACUACUACUUAUUACGAAGUUUACGACCAUUACGAAUCUCCUUAAUUAAUCUUUUUCUCACCAAAAAUACGCAUUCUCAGCUUUGGUGUUGGUGUUUCUUUAUUUCUUGGAUUGGAUUGAAUUGGAUCAUCGGAAUGGAAUGGAGGACGACGGAUACUGUCGCCUCGUGUACCUAUAGUCUGUUUGAUAGCAUUUGCUUUGAUCAAAAUUUAGCAAGCAAAAUCCUAAUAAAAUUCUAAUAACCACUCCACCAGUGC